CUUGGAUCAAGCCACAGAAGUCCAUUCUCAGCGACCUGAAGGAAGGCAGGACUCCGUUGACAGGAACAAUUCACGAGCUCAGCGAACUUACCAAGAUGACCGGAUCGCUGGACUUCAUUGGUCUGGCCAUGCACACUGUCUCCCAAAAUCUUACAGCGGCAUUCGAAGAUUUCAAGCAGCAUAAGGACGCAGUGGAUAUGAAAGGCGACAAAACCUUCCUCAAGCUCGCUCACACGACAAGUCAUACGCAAAAACUCAUCGACGCUCUCACAGACCAAGACGCCGCCUAUCGACACGAAGUGGUAUUAUACGAAGAACACGGCAUCGCAGACCUCGCCGAAACUUUCAACCAUACCCUCACAAUCCUCAACAACGGCACAGGCUUUGGCAUCGCAGCUCUCCAAAUCGCCCUCCACACAAUCCCCUACGGAUCGCAAUCAAGCCUCUCCUACAACAUCCUCCAACAAUACCACCAAUUCUUCAAAACCCAAGAACAGAAUCUCCAAAUCGCGGUCUUUCUAACCACAGAGUCGAAACUCAGCAUUCAAGAAAUGAUAUCCGACCUCAGUCACCUCCACCGCCAUCUCACGACCCUCUCCCACGAACGCAACCGUCUCUGCCCUCACCAGCUAUCCGCACUCUGUAACUUCAACCCAACCCACCACCUCUCCCACCUCAAACCCCAACUCACCGCUUUACACUGGCUCCACUCCACCCUCCAAACCUCCGAAUUCCGCUACAAAAAUUUGUAUUCGCAAGUCUACGGCUCUCGGAAAGACUUCGAAACCGAGGUCGAGAGUUACGAGCGUUGGUGGAUGGGGAAUCGGAAAAUUUUGUCGGUGGGGAUUUUACGGAGAAUUUUGGAGAGGGAGGAGGUGCAGAUUCAGAGGUUUAUGGAGUUGGGGUUUGAGAGGAGGAAGGUUGUGGAGGGCGUUUAUGAGUAUAUGAUGGGGAGUCAGGAAACGUAUGAUGAGGUUAGGUGGAAAUUGGAGGGGGCUAUGGAGGGGAAGGGGAAGGGGAAGGGAGGAGAUGUAGAUGGGUGGUGGUUGUGAGUUUUUUUUUUUUGGUGGUAUGUACAAGUUGGAAAUAGCGGUGGAUCUACAUACAGCUAGAUCAUAAUAUUUUUCCUGCUU
Molecule: messenger RNA, 1133 nt
Organism: Pseudocercospora fijiensis CIRAD86
Lineage: Eukaryota; Fungi; Ascomycota; Dothideomycetes; Mycosphaerellales; Mycosphaerellaceae
Exons: 1
Coding region: 96-1052 (318 amino acids)
Source: RefSeq, a predicted model, not a curated record